UGAAACUUACCAUAUAUUAAACAAUGAGACAAAACAUGAAAUGAUUGCAUGUUUUCAAUUGAAUUGAAUUGUAAUUUACAGACAAUUAGCAGAGAAAUGAGUGAUAAAAGUGUUGAGCCGUUGGCCGUCACGCGUGAGAGACGGGCCAAUGCGGGCGCGAAGAUGUCGUCCCUCUUGGAUAGGGAGGAAGUGGUCGACGACUUCUAUAAGACUACUUACGGCGGCUUUGAAGAGGAGGCCGAAGACAACGAUUACCUGUCGGAUGAGAGCGACUCUCACGACGAGAUUGACUCCGACUUCAGUAUUGAUGAAAACGACGAACCGAUUAGUGAUGACAACGAAGAGGGAGAGCGGAAGAGACGAAUGAAAAGCAAAUCGGUUUACAAAGAGCCCAAACCUGUGGCCAAAAAAGCUGUUCCCACGAAACCGUCGGUUUCGGUGAAGUCAGAGGCGGGUACGAGUGGCACAAGCGGUCAGAGCGCCGGUAGUAGCACUCGGAGUGGUGGGGCUCGACGUCCGCCAUCGUUGGGUGCGCUGUCGUCGCCCACAAAGUCUCGCAUUUCGCCGAAGAAAUGGUUCCGGGAGUCGACGCGAAAGAACGCUCGGGAGACCGAACACCGGCUCCGAGUGGCCAAAAAGGAGUCGGAGAUGAGACGCAAGUCGGGCCGCAACGCAGUUCCGCAGUACCGACAGCUCACUCAACAAGAGAUGCUGAAGGAGUCUCGGAAGACGGAAGCGUUGAAUCUGAAGUCGUUGGAGAGAUACCGGAAGUUGGAGUUAGAGAAGUCCAAGAAAAUCAAAUUAGUUAAGGAAAGCCCUAAAGGACCGUACGUUAGGUAUCAGUCGGUGGCGAUGCCUCUCAUCCAGGAAUUGCCACAACAAACCACUCAAACCAACCCUAACCCCACUCAACAACUCAAUGAGGAAAAGGUGUUGAAUGAAGAACCUGUUGAGCCUCGAGAGUGUGUGUCCGGGAAGUGUUGUCGAACUUUUAUCUCAUUCACUGACGACAAGACGUUCAAAGAGUACUUCCCAGAGAGACGACAGCCGGUGGUGAAGCAGAAGUUGUAUUGUCCGAUCAGUCACCUGCCGGGGCGUUACUUCGAUCCGGUCACUCUUCUCCCCUACUCGUCCGCCGCCACCUUUCGGGCCAUUCGUGAGGCCUAUUAUAAACAGUUGGAACAAUUGGGUGAUCAAAGGCAGCCAGAAGUGGCCAAAUGGGUUCAAUGGCGCAAACGUACGGCCGCUCAACGCCCUAACAUUCACCCCAGGAUUAUACGAAUUAUUAAAUGA
This is a messenger RNA of Medioppia subpectinata, 1293 nucleotides long. NCBI's taxonomy places the organism in Eukaryota, Metazoa, Arthropoda, Arachnida, Sarcoptiformes, Oppiidae. The record is from the annotation of a GenBank genome assembly.